AUGGAAAAAAUAAACUACCAAACAUGUUUGGAUCCAACAAUCCAGGUCUUAGACACGGUACUUCUUAACCUCCCAGUCAGUAAUAUUCCUGUGGACUUGAUCAGUAUAAUCAGAAAAAUGAUUUUUGAUUUAAAAUUCUUUAAGAUGUUCUUGUGGGGGUUAUCGUAUUGGGAAGAACCCGAAUAUGAUUGGCAUUUGCGCUGGGCAUUUCAAUUUCAUACGCUGGCACCAAGAUUGACCAAAGCAGCAAAGAAAUUAGUUGUAGAUUACAAAAAUGUAAGCCGUCGGCGUCAAGAAAUAAAUUGGGAAAUAUUUGGUUAUGACUUGAGAGAAGAAAUUGAUGCGGAGUUUAGGCCACAAGCCAAAGAACUUUGCAUUGUUUUAUUGAAUGGAUCAUUCAAAUGUAAGUCUUGCCCUCUCAACCACCUGAAGUCAUUUCUUGAGUAUGCAAGAGACACUUCCUCGUUUGUUGAAUUUGUCUUCAAGAAUCUUGAGGCUCUCCUCUUGCCCGUUGAUGUUUUCCUCAGUGAUACUUUGAAGCAGCAAGUUGCUUUCAUUCAGAGUAAACUUGUAGAACCGGGAAAUUUCGCAAACUCUUUCAAUCGUUCCAGAACAAGAGUCAAGAAUUUAGAUGAACUCAUUUCCUGUGGGCGAACUUGGGUUAAUCAAAUAUCAUGCCUUGCAUUCUUGGUUUGGGCUGAUGGAGACAAUAAUGAAAGGCUACCAUCUACCAUGGAGGUUUUGCUUUCUGAUUUGAUGCAAAGAACGAAGCGUUACAUUCCAGGGGUUGUGGCAUUGUUUACUGAAAAUUCAGUGAUUCCUCAACUUGUUGCGAGCUAUAUUGAUUUUCUCCUUGAAGAUUUGGUUGAACCUAUGGCAAUGGAAAUCGAAACCCUACGUGAAGGCAUGAUAUUUUUGCAUUCACUUUUCGUGCAACCUCCUGUAGGGUUCGAUUUGGCUCAACUCUAUGGUAUCAUCAAUGAGCUGCCAUCUUUGGUUCGCUUAAACCAUUUGAAAAAUUUGGUUGAGGGGAUUUUCAAGGAUAAGUUUUCUGGUUUCAUGCAAAAGAGCUAUAGAGUCUAUGUUCAAGUGAAAAGCAUAUACAAUCUCAGGAUCAAGUCUCACUUGUCAGAUUUUAACCCUCCCAAGAUUAAUGCAUUAGGGUUUCUCGAUUCCCUUUUAGAAACACUGAAGAAAAUGUUGGAUUCUCAGGUGAAUUUCAUUCCUUUUACAAAGUAUCAAGUGGAAAUUGUCCAGCAAGAGCUAGCAUCAUUUAGGCCGUUCCUCAUGAAUAACAAAGAGUUUCCUAAUGAGAGUGGAGAACUUAGAGAUCUUUGGUCUCAAAUCGUCACCACUGUAUAUAAUGCAAGAUAUAUUACCAGCAUGUGUUCUGGAAAUGUUUUUCCUGUAUGGUACUGUAUUGUAGGCCUCCCAACCUUCAUAGAAGACAUCAGGUUUAUAAAGUCUACACUCGUGGAGAAGGAAGAUCACCAUUUCUGUAGGAAUGAAAUUGCCAACGCGCAGGCUCAUGAUUCUAGUAUUUCCUUGUCACAACCAGCUACAAAUUCAGAGCUUGCAGGAGCUUUUAUAGGUUUCCAAGAGGAUGUUAGAUCAAUUAUUGAUCAUCUUUUAAGCAAAAGAGAUGAUCUUACAAUCAUUUCCAUUUCAGGAAUGCCUGGACAAGGUAAGACAACCUUGGCAAAAAGAGUAUACAAUCAUCCUUCGGUUCAGCAUCACUUUCCAAAAAUGGUGUGGAGUUAUGUCUCUAGAGAAUGCACAAUGCGAGAGUUAUUGAUUAAGAUUUUACGCGAUCUAGUUGACAGGGACCAUGAAUCAGUCCUCAAACUACAAGAUGCUGAUUUAGCUGAGCGGGUUUGGAAAAGGUUGAGAAAGGUUAGGUAUCUUAUUGUAAUGGAUGAUAUUUGGCACGUCAACUUGUGGCACCAAGUGCAGCUAUCAUUUCCAAAUGACAGAAUCGGUAGUCGAAUCUUGUUUACCACACGAAAUCAUGAUUUGGCCUCACAAACAAAUUUGGCUUUCAUUCCAUAUCCUCUUAGAUUGCUUUCUGAUGAGGAAAGUUGGGAAUUGAUGAAGGAGAAACUUUUUCUCAGUGAUGGCUGUCCACCAGAACUUUUAGGGAUCGGAAAACUAAUCGCAAACUGCUGCAAAGGCAUGCCUUUGGCAGUGUGCUUGAUUGCUGCUAUUCUUAGCAGGAUCGAACAAAAGCUGGAUUUGUGGAAUCAACUUGCCGAAACUCUGAAAUCGCACCUUGCCAGCGAAGAGUGUGGUGAUAUAAUAGAGCUCAGCUACAAGAAUUUACCGGAUCAUCUGAAACCAUGUUUCCUUUACUUUGGAGCGUUUCCAAGGGGCGAAAAUAUCCGUGCCAAGAGAUUAAAGUUUCUCUGGAUAGCUGAGGGGUUUAUCAAAAAUGAUAAUGAGAUGCAGUCACAAGAAAAUUUGGCAAAUGUUUACCUCAGUACCCUUGUUUCUCAAAGCUUAGUUGUUGUUACAGAAAGAAGUUCCACGGGCGGGAUAAAGAAGUGCAAUGUUCAUGAUUUGUUGUAUGAUUUAUGUUUGGAGAAAGCAGUGGAAGAAGAUUUCUUACAUUGGGAGAAUGAGAACAAGGUUAUUGACUUAUGCCAUUCUCUUCCCCCAAAGUUCAACCACCAUCGACUUUGCAUCGGUAGAAGUAAUCCCUUGAUCAAGCCAAGACCAAUUGCUACCAGCAAGGAACUGCCAACAAGCAGAGUUCAUUCUCUUCUGUGGUUUUCUCAUCUUGGCAAUCCUUCAUUUGUAUCAAUGACCUUAUCCUUCCGUUGUUUUCUUGAGAGCUUCAAAGUUCUUAAAAUCCUGGAUUUGGAAGGAGUGCUUCUAGGAGAGGGAAACCAGACUGAAAUGGUCAUAAUGUCAUCAAACCUUCAUCUAAGAUAUCUAGCAUUAUGCCUCACUGGUAUUAUGGACCUUCCACCAUUCACUGGCCUAUGGAACUUGGAAAUUCUCAUAGUCGACGGGACUUCAGUGGUUUCAUUGCCAGUUUCCAUGUGGAAGAUGAAAAGUUUGAGGCAUGUUAAGGUUAAGUUUUUCCGCCUCCAGAUUGAAGAUUUUCAGGAAAACUCAUUUGAAGCAGAUAACAUUGAAACACUUGGUACAAUAUUUCUGCCUUAUCAUAGUAUCACAGAGGGGUUCCUAAUGAAAUUACUCAAACUGAGAAAUUUGAACUGCUUUGUUGAAGGAGACGAGUUGCAUCCGUUGUGGUUUUCCAUGUUGAAACCUUUGAAGCAACUGGAAGCCCUGCGCAUUAAUGGUCAUUACAAUAAAUCUUCAACAUUAAACUUCCCGAAAAUGGAGAAUCUUAAGAAGUUGAGUCUCUCGGGAGGUCAAUUGCCAUGGAGUAUAUUGUCCACCAUUUGGAAGCAGCUACCUAAUCUUGAAAUACUUAAGUUACUCAGUUAUUCAUGCUCAGGGUCUACUUGGGAUUUGGAAGAUGGAAAUUUCUCAAAACUCAAAUAUCUGAAAUUAGAAUUUUUGGAUGUUGAAGAAAUAGUUUUCUCCGCCUGCGGCGAGGACACUUUCCCUUGCCUUGAGGAACUUGUUUUGUAUGGUUGUCACAAACUUGAGGAGAUUCCUUCCGAAUUCGGACAAGUUUGCACCCUAAACAUGAUCAAGGUACUCGGAUGGUGUUCUUCUGGUGCCAAGCGUUCGGCGUUUGAAAUUCUGAAAGAACAGCAAGAGUACAACAAUGACAGCUUCCGAAUAAGUGUGGACGAUUACGAUGCAGCAGUAGAGCCAGAAGGACAUGGAAGCAUUGAAGCUUGA
Molecule: messenger RNA, 3816 nt
Organism: Oldenlandia corymbosa var. corymbosa
Lineage: Eukaryota; Viridiplantae; Streptophyta; Magnoliopsida; Gentianales; Rubiaceae
Source: the annotation of a GenBank genome assembly